Molecule: messenger RNA, 2333 nt
Organism: Sebastes umbrosus (honeycomb rockfish)
Lineage: Eukaryota; Metazoa; Chordata; Actinopteri; Perciformes; Sebastidae
Product: ceramide-1-phosphate transfer protein
Exons: 2
Coding region: 257-907 (216 amino acids)
Biological process (GO): ceramide transport; intermembrane lipid transfer
Cellular component (GO): cytosol; cytoplasm; membrane
Molecular function (GO): ceramide 1-phosphate transfer activity; ceramide 1-phosphate binding
Source: RefSeq, a predicted model, not a curated record
CUGUGUUGUCCGGCUCGAGUCUGCGCAGUAGAAGCUGAUCAGAGCAGGAAUGACCUGUCGGUCCCAGAUGAACAGAAACGCUUCGUUUUCUUUCUUUUUCUAAAUUAUCUUGCAAGUAAUGUGUUCGGACUUUGAAUUUACACCUCAGUACUUAACAUCUGUCACGACCUCCAGUUUGUUGGUAGCCGUUAGUCAAAGUUGCUCAUACAUUUGUUACCUAUUCGCUUUUAUCGAGAGCACUUCCGGAUAAAACACCAUGGCUGCUCCUGAUGAACAGCAGACAUUCACCCUACAGGAGGUGUUCAAUAACUUCAAUCUGUGUCUGUCCGACGAUAAAGAAGUCUAUCUGGAACACUACGUCGCAGGGUGGCGUAGUCUUGUAAAGUUUCUGAACAGCUUGGGGAGUGUGUUUGGCUUCAUUUCCAAGGAUGCUGUCAACAAGAUCAACAUCCUGGUGACUCACCUGGAUGGUGAGAACGGGUCUCAGUAUGUCACUGUCCAGUCCAUGGUCAAAUAUGAGCUGGAGAACAAACUAGUGGACCUGACCAAGGGAGGCAGCCACCCAGAGUCCGGCUGCCGUACUCUACUGAGGCUCCACCGCGUGCUGAAGUGGCUGGAGCUCUUCCUGGAUCGCCUCCGCACCAGCAGUGAGGACAGCAAGACUUCUGUCAUGUGCACAGAAUCAUACAAUGAGUCUCUUUCCCAGCACCACCCCUGGGUGGUCCGCACGGCUGCAGGCAUGGCCUUCUGCAUGCUCCCAGGGCGACUUGCUUUCUUUGAAGUGAUGAAUGUGGGCUCCCCAGAGCAGGUCGUGGCCACGCUAGGGGAGGCUCUACCUCUGAUCUCUGAGGUGUACCAGAUCACAGAGGACCUUUACGCUCAACAAAACCUGCUCAACUUACCAUAGAGAGCAAAAAGUGCUAUUAUUUGCCACUUCAUACAUUACAUGAUUUAAUAUGAAGAGCUGUAAAGCUAACUGCUACUGUAUUUGGUGACUUCAGGGUUGUUCAUUCUCUGUACAGUGUUAUUAAUUUAGCCGUCACUGACACAAAUCUGCACCUACUGCAUUACCAGUUUUUAUUAUACAAAAGUACUGUUAAUUGUAAUGUUGCAUGUUUAUAAUGUAAUGUACUCUUUGUAAUGGACCUCUUUUAAUUCAACUUUUGCUUGUAGAUGUAUUUGUUUUUAAUGUAAGUAGAUGAAGGGAAUAGAGGGGGCCAGAAGUCUUUGCCCACUGCCAAUCGCUGUUUGUUAUGAAUUAUUUAUCAAAAAAGAAAGCAAAAGAAAAUGAAUCUGCCAUUUGACAAUCGAUUCAUCAUUGACACCAAACACCAAACCUCUGAUGGUUCCAGGUUCUGAAAUGUAAGAAAUGAGCUGCUUGUCUUGCUCUUACAUCAUAGUAAAUUUCAUAUUUUUCGGUUUUUGAGAGAUUCAAAAUAAAUUAAAUAAUAAAAAAAUCAUAUAGCAGUUUAACCAAACCACAUACCACACCAUUUUACUUAAAGGAAAAAAAAGUGCAACCUUAGAAAUGAUUUUUGGUAACUUCUGAAACAAAAGUUUUUAGUAGUGGACUCCGAGUUGUUAACCCCACUGUAUAUGAUCACAAUGCAACUUUUAAUUGAAUGUAUAAAUGACAAAAUACACAGUCAUUCUUUAUUUGAAGUGAUUGGGGAAUUGUUUUACAUGAAUGUACUGUACUAUAUAUAUUAUAUAUAUUUACCAUUAAUUCAAACCGAAUUUAUAAACAGUAGCUUAAUGAAAAAAAGUCCACUUGGUUGAUGAGUGUGAACUUGUGUAAUGUUCGAUUUGACAAUUAAUUAUUGUUAAUUUUGUUACCUGUUGUCUUAAGUAAAUGAGGAUAUACGUUACGUUUGAUUGUGAUGUUUUUCCUUCCUCAUUAGGGAUUUGGGAGGAGCAGUGCUACGUUAAAACGUUCAACACCAAUCACAGAUAUAAAGCAUGUGAACAUGCAUGAAUGUAACCAUGUUCUACACACUGUUGGAAAGCAACUAAGUGCAUUUACUCAAGUACUGUUCUUAAGUACAUGUUUGUGGUAGUUGUACUUAAGUAUUUCCAUUUUCUGCUACUUUUUCCUUCUACUAUACUACAUUUCAGAGGGAUUGUUUGAUACAGAUAUUGAUUAAUACAUUUAUUCGAUAGCUUUGGUUACCAGCACAGAUUCAGAAUAAUGAUGUACUUUUAAUGUGUCAAUAAUUAGAAUCAAAUAAUAUAUAUUAGGCUGAAAUGGGCCAUUCUGAAUAAUGAGUGCUUUUACUUUUGAUAUAUAUUGAUGCUACUGUACCUUUACUUGAGUAAAUCUUUGAAUGUAUGAC